Molecule: messenger RNA, 1237 nt
Organism: Rosa chinensis
Lineage: Eukaryota; Viridiplantae; Streptophyta; Magnoliopsida; Rosales; Rosaceae
Product: putative F-box protein At3g25750
Exons: 2
Coding region: 80-1237 (385 amino acids)
Molecular function (GO): protein binding
Source: RefSeq, a predicted model, not a curated record
CCCGACUCCAUCUGCCGGCCGUACUCAAGAGCAACCAAGACCUAGGGCAGAAACUGUUCAAUUUUUCAGGUUUCAAAUUAUGGAUCCACUUCCAGAUUGGUCAGAGUUGCCUAAUCAAAUAUUGGAAUCAGUUUUAGAGAGACUAGAUUUGCUAGCAGAUUAUGUGAGAUUCAGUGUUGUUUGUAGAUCAUGGAAUUUCAUAGCUAAGGAUAAUCGAAAGAAAAGAGUUAAAAUGCCAUGUUGUCAUCCCCCUCCAAUGCUCUUGAUUAACACCGACAUUGGAGAUAUAUGGAAGGUCUACAACGUCACGGAUGACAAGCUUCUUGAUUUGCAAGUAAGAGUGCCCAAUACUCGAUUUUGUGGGUCUUCAAAAGGAUGGUUGAUAUUUGUGGAGAAUGAUUUUACAGUAACUCUAAUAAAUCCGUUCUUUAGGGUUAGAGGGAGGGUAGAAAAAGAAAAUUCUAUCAUUCAUCUUCCUCCGUUGCGACUCAUCAAAGAGAUAGAUAUGUCUAGAGUGAGACAUGAGCGUUAUGUUUACAAGGCUACGAUUUCAGCAGACCCAGUAUUAAAUGCAAAUGAGUGCAUUGUUGUUGUCAUCACUCAACCGGGCUAUCAGUUGGCUUUUAUUAGACUUGGUAAAGAUAGAGCUUGGAGUUAUAUUGAUGGACGCGCACGUGGUCGUGGAUUUGAUGAAGUCAUUUUUCUGGGAGGUAAGUUUUAUGGUGUUCGAAAUAAUGGCAGACUUUUAUCGCUCGAAAUUACUAGGUUCAGUUUUAAUCGAAAAUUAGCUGCACGCAGCCUUCGACGCGAUCACACCAUAAAGAGUUAUCUUGUGUAUUCAAAUAAGAAAGAAUUGUUGAUGGUUGAAAGACACAUUAGCUUUGAUCGGAAGAAUGACAUGCGUACAACAUCAAAAUUCAUAAUUUACAAAUUGAAUUUUGAUGAGUGUAAGUGGACCAAGAAAAACAGUUUAGGUGGUGAAACACUCUUCCUAGGUGAUAACUCUUCGUUUUCGGUAAUCUCUUCAAGUUUUCCAGGAUGUCUACGGAAUUGCAUAUACUUUACUCAUGAUUAUGAUUGGUUUAGAAGUAAAUUUGGGCCUCGUGGUCCUAAUGAUUUUGGUGUGUAUGAUGUAGAAGAUGAAAGCUUUCUAUCUAUUGACAGCACAAAGGCUUCAAUGCUAGUGAAGAUGAGUCUUCAACCAUCAAUCUGGAUUUUGCCAACGUUUCAGCUGUGA